Molecule: messenger RNA, 999 nt
Organism: Apiotrichum porosum
Lineage: Eukaryota; Fungi; Basidiomycota; Tremellomycetes; Trichosporonales; Trichosporonaceae
Exons: 1
Coding region: 1-999 (332 amino acids)
Source: RefSeq, a predicted model, not a curated record
AUGACGGCUCGGCAUUCCCCAGUGGACCUGACGACGGAUAAUUCCGCUCUCAUCUACCGGUCGUUUGGGGACCCGCAACAAGUGCUGCACCUCGAGACCGCGCCCCUCCCCGCACUGAUACCAAGCAAGCUGCGCGUCACAAUGAUAUAUGCGCCUGUCAACCCUUCUGACCUCAUUCCUAUUACGGGCGCCUACGCACACCGUGUCCAUCCCCCCUCUGUGGCGGGCUAUGAGGGCGUGGGUCUGGUGGUGUCUGCUCCAAAGACGCAUGCGGGGCUUGUCGGUCGCCGCGUACUACCGUUGCGCGGAGUGGGGACAUGGCAGACGGUCGUCGACUGCGAUCCUGAGCUGGCGGUGCCCGUUCCAGACGAGGUAGACGACCUCGUUGCGGCACGCGCCUACAUCAACCCCCUUGCAGCCAUAACGAUGCUGGACACAUGGCCGGUCGCGGGCAAGCGCGUCCUGCUAAGCGGAGCGGGGUCGGCGUGCGCUGAGCUGCUCGGGCUCUGGGCACUGAAGCAAGGUGCUACCACGGUCGUGGGCAUUUACCGUUCUGAGGAGCGCAAGGGUCGCCUUCUUGAGUGUGGUAUCAAGCCUGUUCAGACGGACGACACGGCCGCCGUAGCUGCUGCUGCGGCCGAAGCCGACCUCACCUUCGAUGCCAUAGGUGGGCACGUGGGCUCCGCCAUUCUCGACGCCAUGCGGCCUGGCACUGUGUUCAUCGCAUACGGUCUCCUAUCCGGCCAGCCACUUCGACCCUCGCGAACUCCCCGUGCGAAGUACGAGCUGUUCCAUCUGCGCAACCCCCUUGCAACCAUGACGUCUGCUGCGUGGCAAGGUCAGUUCAGACACAUAUGGCCCAUGCUUCUCAAACUGGAACUGCAGCCCGUCAAGGUCUUUCCCCUGGAACACUGGCAAGCGGCAAUUGAAGAGGCAAAGCGGCCCGGCGGGACAAAGCCCAUCCUCAGCUUUCCUUUCCGCUACAGUAGCAUAAACUAG